Molecule: messenger RNA, 792 nt
Organism: Morchella importuna
Lineage: Eukaryota; Fungi; Ascomycota; Pezizomycetes; Pezizales; Morchellaceae
Exons: 4
Coding region: 1-792 (263 amino acids)
Biological process (GO): mRNA cis splicing, via spliceosome
Cellular component (GO): cytosol; spliceosomal complex
Source: RefSeq, a predicted model, not a curated record
AUGCCUCUCACAAUAAUCCGCACCGUCCCGGACGCCGCCAAAUACACCCCUCUCACCACACACCAAUCCGCAACCCCGGCCUCGUUCACCACCCCCGUCCUCCACUUCCGCAACGAAUCCACCACCCUCGUCCUCGCCGCCGCGCAGGCCUCCCUUCUCCCCAUCUUCGGCGACCACAAAGAUGCUCCGGAAUCCGAAGUCAUCGUGCCCGGCAUCGACAUCUGGGUCACCUCCGAGAACCUAAUCCUCUACAAUCCCUCCCUCACCGUCGGCGUCGAGCUCCCCUACACCUCCGUCACCCUGCACGCCAUCCAACGGAUCCCUCACGGAAAAGGCAUCUACAUGCAGCUGGCGCUCUCCCCUUCCGCCGCCCAGACAUCCAACAACGAGGCCUUCGACGACGACGACAUGCUAGAGCUGACCGCGCUUCCCGGCGACGGUGAAAGCGAGGACACAACCGUCGACGCGUUCUUUAAGGGGCUGAGCGACUGCGCGAACCUCAACCCGGACCCGGACGCGAGCGGGAGCGACGACGAGGGCAUGGACGGGCAGGUUAUGUUUGAAGGGGGCGCUGGGGCCACGCUGGAGGGUUUCCCGGGAGAGGGCGGCUGGAUCACGGCGGAGAAUGUGGACCAGUUUCGGUUUGAGGAUGUGGAGGGGGGGAGGGCGAGAGCGAGAGCGGGGGGUUUAGGAUUCUGGGCCCAGGCGCGGGGACGGGGUGGUUGGGUGGUGGGGGGAUAUCUGUAUCGUAUUAGUGGUGUGAUUGAGAUUUUGCGUCGUGAUUUGACCUGA